Schistosoma turkestanicum is the source of this 1793-nucleotide messenger RNA. The record is from the annotation of a GenBank genome assembly. NCBI's taxonomy places the organism in Eukaryota, Metazoa, Platyhelminthes, Trematoda, Strigeidida, Schistosomatidae.
AUGACAGUAGACAUAUUUGAUGAUGGUUGUCGCAAAUGUAUUUGUAAAGUCGAUGCAGCUUAUUGUACAAGUAAAUUAUGCAUUGAUUAUCAGUCACCUGAAACAAAUCCUGAAGAUUAUUGUAGAACAAUAGUUGAAAAGAAUGAAAAAAACAAUAGUACACUAUCUGACCCUGCUGGAAAUGUAAGUGAUAAUGAUUAUAACAUUAAAUAUGCAUAUAAACCGGAAAAUAAAACUGAUGACGACGUAAACGAAGAUGAUAAUCAAAACAACAAAACUAACGACAGCGAAACAACCACUUCACCAGACAUUGAAGAAAAUAAUUCAACAAGAAAUGAAUAUAUGAAAAUGAAACGCAACACAGCGAAAGACAUUAUUUCCAAACUAAAGAAAAAUGCCGGAAACCAACGAUCUUCACAUAGUCAGAAGAAAACACUGAGUGAAUCGUUUCACGUACCGAAAAAACUCAUGAAAACAAAGUUUAUUGUCUUGCCGCCUGGUGAAGAAACUGUUUCCGCAAAUAACAAGAAUCAAUCUUUAAACUUUAAUGCAACAGCAUUUCAUGUAAUAACGAAUCAAAGUGGUAAACUACCUCAUAUUAUCAAAAUUAUUAAAAUGUAUGAUCCGAAUAAAACUAGUGAACAUGAUAAUCCCAAUUUACUUGAAGAUAGCCAUGAUUAUGAUGCAGAGUAUGAUAAUGAAUUAGACUCAGAACAAAAGAAUGUAACAACUUUAUCAAAUGAUAACAUUAAUAGGGUUAGGAAUCAAACAAAUUUUCCUUCAACUGAAGAAGGAAAAUACACUGAUAAUAAUACUCAAGAGAAUAAACUAGUUCUAGUUGAUGAAACGGAUGAUCGAAGUGAUGAAGAAAAAGUUUUGGAAAAUGUUCAUCCAGUCAUGAAAAAAUUAACUGAAACCCUGACGUCCGAUAAUCUUGAACCAAUGAUGAAACCAGUUGAGAAAACGGUUAGUGAAAAUUUAGUCAGUGUUGUUAUGAAUGAAACUAAUAAACCAGGAAAUACUUCAAGUUUAGAUCAAAAUCAAAACAGCGAAACUGCAACGACACAUGAAAAUGAAGAUAAAAAUAAGUAUUCAACUGAUGAAAGGAAAAAUCGUCAUCUCCUUGAAGAUCGACACAACACACAACCAGUAAAUAAGCAUGCUAAUAGACAAGUUCAUAAGAACACUGAAGAUAUGAAUAGAAUUGCACAAAACCAACAGAGUAAUGUAUCAACACCAGAUGAUUCAAAUAAUUGGGUUUCUAGAGAAAUUACAGUUAGUAGUAGAACAGUGAAAAUUCCAAAUGAAAAAGCAAUGAAAAAUAUGCAUGAAAUGUUUCCUGGAGAUGGUCCACCUUUACUUGAACUUGAAGAAAAAGAUACACAUAGUCUAGAAGAUUCAGUACAUGGUAAACAUCUUCCACUUAAAAAUCCUUUAAAAUCUGUAUCAUUUACACAUAAUGAUCAUGGAGAUUCGGUGCUAGAGAGAUUGGAUGAGUUAAUCAAAAAAAUCGCUGAUAUUGAACAUUAUUUGGAAGUGUUAAAAACAAGAUAUUUCACAUGUCUGCGAGAAACACCACGAAGACCUCCUCCUCCUCAUCCAAUGAUGAAUAGAAAUCAAAGACUGAAAAAACCACCUAAAGGCAGAUUACUUACUUACUGAUGAUCAAUCAUUAAGAAAUUUUUAUGAUUUAAUUACAUUUACUCAUCAUUACUCAUGUAUUACACAAUAAUUACUUCUUAAAAAAUUUAUGAUAAUAUAUUCAUGACUUAAUAAAAGAGUUUUGAAAAAAC